This is a messenger RNA of Lindgomyces ingoldianus, 1008 nucleotides long. RefSeq lists its product as uncharacterized. The record is from RefSeq and is a predicted model, not a curated record. Bases 1 to 1008 code for a protein of 335 amino acids. The transcript is spliced from 9 exons. Lineage: Eukaryota; Fungi; Ascomycota; Dothideomycetes; Pleosporales; Lindgomycetaceae.
AUGGGGAACCUCUGGAUUAGUGGCUCUAGGUUGGUCGGCGCGACUAUCCUGUACUCUUCAAGAUGGCACUUGAUUUCCUAUGUAUACCCUCCACAAGCUGCGACUGCGAGAGAGCCUUUAGUAGGGGGAAAAGGACAUUACUUCUAUAUAACCCCUUGUAUCCUAGCCUUGCUUUCCCUUUCACACAAGUCUGCUCCGCAAGCCCUCCUGCUAAUAUCGGGCGUUAAACCCUCUUGGGUGCUGCAUCAUGUUCCAACAUUUGCAACGCAUCAGGAGAUAUUUUGCUGCAAAGCCCGAUUCGUUGAACCAACGUUUGGUACCAUGACUGUCCCUAUCAUCACCAAGACGUCACCAGGGCCAAAUACUCAUAACUCACUAACUUCGGGUUUCCAUUCCGGGCUGAGUUUCACGAUCUUCAAGUUUAUACAAACUGGUUUCCCACACCCCACAUUCUCUACACGCAAUCAUAUUCACCGUAUAAAAUGGAAAUCCGAAAUGAAGCGAGAGAAUAUGGUUGCAGCUCUUCUGGAGGUCUGUACCGUAUCAUGGCUCGCGCUCGCAGUUCUCUGGCCGGAAAUUCCCGAUGAAUGGGUGACGAUAAACGGUGCUCCUGAACAGUAUCAAGAGAUGAAUAGGUUCAAAACUUCGAAUCUUCUGCUUUUACACUUUUUUCCCUCCAAAGAACAAAUGGGCCGAACAUGGACUACUGGUGAUUCUUAUCUGCUUUACCUACAAUUGCCUCUAGCAUAUGAGACCACAGGGUAUAUAAACCCCUCCUAUCAUGCAAGUUCCACUUACCCAAUCCUUGAUUCCGUGGGUGAAAAAAACUACCCAGCUAAAAUCCAGAGAGUAGAAGUUACAGACACUCGGCCCUAUACUACGGCGUCCCCGGCUUGGAAUAAAACUUGUCGCAUACCAAUGAUGCUGCGGCCGCCACCACACAUAGGGGAAGAAAUUGAAGUAGCAAAGCCCGUAGGGCUUGCGCGCCAUACCGUGGAGCAAAGGUGA